AUGAACGAUGUGCCAUCAAAUAUCAAUAACGAAAGUGAAUUUUUAAAUUAUCUCGGCCUUCAGUAUCAAGAUGUUAUUACACAACUUGGAGAUGGUGUUAUUUAUAUGGUUUUUUCCAGGCAGUAUAAAAUCAGUUUUGCAUUGAAGUCAAUACCUCAAACAAAAUUCAAUACAUCGGAAAUUGAUUGCUUUCAACUCUUGGAUGAUCCAAAUAUCGUUAAUUUAUAUCAGUAUUUCAGUUUCAACGGAAAAGUUUAUUUACUUAUGGAGUAUUGUACAAAUGACUUAGACAGAUAUUUGCGGAAUAAACCUCGUUUAUCAAGUGAAGAUCAAUUGACUCUUGUUUUUAGUGUUGCUCGCGCUGUAAAAGCUUGCCAUGAUAAAGGAAUAGCUCAUUCUGAUAUUAAACCUUCUAAUUUUUUGAUAGAUCAACAUGGAAGACUUAAGAUUAAUGACUUUGGUAAUGCCCAAAUUGUUUCACCCGAUCAAAGAUCAAAUUAUUUCAACGGAACUAAAAAUUUUCAAGCCCCAGAAAUCUGGAAGCAUGAAUUCUAUGAUCCGUAUAAAGCUGAUAUUUGGUCUCUCGGCGUAACAUUCUAUAUAAUAGCCACUGGUAACCAUCCAUUUUCAUUAUUUGACAAUGAGCAGAUGAAAGGUCAAAUACUAGCAGGGUCAUUUAAUGAAUCUCGCAUAGGUGAUCCAUGCAUGAGGCAAUUGAUUAAGCUUUGCCUUGAUAUAAACCCAGAUAACCGCCCUGACAUCGAUACAAUAAUCAACCUUCCUAUGUUUAAUGUGGCACAGCUUCGAGCACAAGAAAAUAUUAAAUUGAGUAAGAAUGAUCCCUUAAACAAGACUCAUUUAAUAAUUGUGAAACCAAGAGUGGGGAGAAUAAAGACAAACUCACUCAAGUCACCUCAGUCAAUGACAUAUUUGCCAAAAGUUCUUUAG
Messenger RNA from Trichomonas vaginalis G3, 948 nucleotides. RefSeq names its product protein serine/threonine kinase protein. Lineage: Eukaryota; Parabasalia; Trichomonadida; Trichomonadidae. The record is from RefSeq and is a predicted model, not a curated record. The coding region runs from base 1 to 948 and encodes 315 amino acids. Gene Ontology annotation, molecular function: ATP binding; protein kinase activity. The transcript has a single exon. Gene Ontology annotation, biological process: protein phosphorylation.